UGGUUUUUUGUUGUCAUUUUAUUUUGUUAAGCAGUAUAAGUUUAUUUAUAAACGUGUUUUUUUAUUUAAUAAAAUUUUAUUUAAUAUUUUUUAACUAAAAUGGCUAGUGUGGACAAGAAUACGAAUAAUCCGUUGAAAAAUAAAAUAUCCAAAGAACUACGAGCCAAGGCAAAUGAUUUCUUAAAUAACAAAGCUAAAGCCAACAACCUGGUGGAUAUAAUGCAAUGUUUGCAGAAAAACAUAGAGGAAAAACAAAGCUUAACACCGGCUCUUCUUACACUAGAGGUUGUUUUCACAGAACUCUUGAGAAGAAGAGAUUUAUUGCACGAUAAAGAUAUUGUCUCAGAAACUCCCUCCGAAGCUGAAACAAAAUAUCGUAAUUGGCUAAAUGAACGUUAUGAAGAAACCUGGUGUCUUAUGUUAAACGCUAUAGAUUAUGAAAAAACUUCAGAUGCUUCACAAGCUUUAGUUUCCUGUAUGAAAAUUUUAACCGCCGAAGGUAAAUAUCCUCUACAAUCUACGGAGCCUCUCAAAUUUCCACGACUACGUUUACGUCGCAUUUUGGAAAAACUUAUCAGUGCACAGCGUCUACAAACUGCCGCCAUACAAAGUUUUAAAGAGUAUGCUGAGUACUUGGAUGUGGUACAGAAUUGUUGGCAUCUUCUGCCAAAUCUUAUAAAAAAGCCCUCAGUUAAAAAUGAAACUUUAGCCUUAAAUUAUUUAGAACUUAUUCAGGCCAUACCGUUGACAGAUAGUUUGCAGGAACAGCAAAAACUUUUGUGUCCUUUAGCAGAAAGUGCUCCCGGUUCAGAGUUGUUUGAGUAUAAUAGCACCCGCAGAUGUAUAAAUAAAGUAUGGAACAAUCUAAUGCUUUGGCUGGAUACAGACACCACCGAAAGUGUUCACAAACAAAUGUUAAUUGUUUUGCUGGAACGUAUUUUGACUCAUUUGGAGAAACCGGUUUUGCUUACAGAUUUCCUUAUGGAUUCUUUGGAUUGUGGUGGCGCCAUUUCUUUGUUAGCUCUCCAGGGUGUUUUCACUUUGAUUCAAAAGCACAAUAUAACUUAUCCCAAUAUUUAUGAGAAGCUUUACAGCAUGUUCGAGCCCGAAAUCUUUCAUACAAAGUUUAAAGCUCGUCUUUUCUAUUUGGCUGACAUUUUCCUUAGCUCGACUCAUUUACCCGAGAAUUUAGUGGCCGCUUUUGUUAAGCGUUUGGCACGUUUGAGUUUAAUAGCACCUCCCCAGGAUGCCAUUAUUAUAUUGUAUUUUAUUGGAAAUUUAAUUUUAAGACAUAACGGUCUUAAGUCGCUAAUAUGUGCCCAGCAGGCGCAAGAAGUUACCGAUGAUCCCUUCAUAAUGGAAGAACGUGAACCCACCAAAUCGAAUGCCAUCAAAAGUUCACUUUGGGAAAUCGUAGCUCUACAAAAGCAUGCCAUACCCUCAGUAGCUACAGCCGCCCGUUUCAUUUCACAACCCCUACCCAAGAACGAAUGGGAUUUGUCGUCGGUUUUGGAAGUUAAAGAAGAUGAUAUCUUUGAUCAAGAAAUUACCAAGAAAACCAAACAAUACGCAUUGGCCUUUGAACGUCCACAAACCAUGUUUCUGCCCAAAAACGACAAAGUACAACAACACUGGUGUCUGCUGUAGCUAAGAGAUUUUUAAUUAAUAAAUCCAAAAUGAAAAACACAACAAAUUGUUUUUAAAUUUUAUCAUUUUUAUUUAAAGUAAAGUCUACAACUACACUUGCUUUA
Lucilia cuprina (Australian sheep blowfly) is the source of this 1751-nucleotide messenger RNA. RefSeq names its product nucleolar complex protein 4 homolog A. The transcript has 5 exons. The coding region runs from base 100 to 1647 and encodes 515 amino acids. The record is from RefSeq and is a predicted model, not a curated record. Gene Ontology annotation, biological process: ribosome biogenesis. Lineage: Eukaryota; Metazoa; Arthropoda; Insecta; Diptera; Calliphoridae. Gene Ontology annotation, cellular component: Noc4p-Nop14p complex; nucleolus; small-subunit processome.